AUUUAUUUUUAUUACAUUUUCUAAGAAACACUCUGCCUGAAGAUGGGUGCGGUUCGGUGCGGUGCGGUUCUUGCAGUUACAGUUGCGGUGUGGUUUUGGUCGGCUUCUGCGAACUUCUUCGAUCCUUUUAUUCAUCCUAUCUUCGGAAAUGGUUGCGAAGAGAAUAGCAGUGUUUGUGGGAAGGGAAAGUGCUUGAAAUCAGACAACAGUAGCUUUGGGUUUAUUUGCGAAUGUGAAGAUGGAUGGAGGCAGGCACGUGCUGGUCACGAGCAGUUCUUCGCAUUCCUCCCCUGCGUCGUCCCCAAUUGCACAUUCAACUACACCUGUAGUGAUGAUGCAGCUCCAGCUCCGACUCCGGCCAGUCGAAAAAAGCCCGACUUCCAUAUUUUUGACCCAUGUUUUUGGGCACACUGUGGAGGUGGAGGCUCAUGCAACGCGACAUCUCCAUUUACGCACGAUUGUCUUUGCGACGAGGGCUACCACAAUUUGUUCAAUUCCUCGGCCUUCCCUUGCUACAAAGAUUGUUCGGUGGGACUUGAUUGCGCAAGGCUCGGACUUAAUUUCACCAGAGGCGCGAACUCAAGCAAUAGUGAUCCCAGCGGAGAUAGUGUAGCCGAUGAGACUAAUAGUGAUGGUGCCGUGAUGAGCUCGGGAUUUGACCUCGGAUGGUUAGUGUUUGGGAUGACGAUAUGGACAUUUGUGUCGACAUAUAGUUAGAAAUGAUGUACGAGGAAUCUUGCAACGUUAACCCGGCUUUGGGGCGUGUUAUUGUGGUUGGUUUUUAUUGAAAGCUCGAUAGAUGUAGCCGAGCUAGGUUUUGGUUUUGAUCGAUAUUUUAUUGCAUAAUUAAUGAUAUGUCGCAUUUUAAAACAAGGUCAUUUGUAAUGUAUAACAUCUUAUAUGCUUUUGAGUCUUUGACGUAUGAAUUCUGUCUUGUUUGUGUAUAUAAAAUGAUGUCUUGUUUGAAAUUAUUAAUAAAUUUAU
Molecule: messenger RNA, 984 nt
Organism: Andrographis paniculata
Lineage: Eukaryota; Viridiplantae; Streptophyta; Magnoliopsida; Lamiales; Acanthaceae
Exons: 6
Coding region: 43-717 (224 amino acids)
Source: RefSeq, a predicted model, not a curated record